GGCUCACAGGAGCCGGGGACAUGGGUCUGGCCUGGCCUCCAGCUGAGCAAGCAUACACGACUCCGGGUCACUGAGGACCCCAGCCCCUGCCCAGACCCGGGCCCACCUGAGCCGGCCACCCGUUCGUCCAGAGCUGACCCAGAGAUGGUGCUGACCCGGGGGCUCCUCCCUGUUGCCUUGCUGGCUCUGUUCUGGGGGCCCGGCGUGGCGGGGGCCCAAGAGACCAUCCCACUGCAGACCCUACAGUGUUAUAAUGACUACCACAGCCACAUCACCUGCAGGUGGGCAGACACUCAGGAUGCCCAGAAGUUCAUCAACCUGACUCUCUUCCGGAGGCUGAAUGAGAACCCUCCAGUGCCAGUGUCCUGUGAUCUCAGUAAUGACACGGGCUUGUCGUUGGACCACCCCUGUGCCGGCUGCGUGCCCAGAAGAUGUGUCAUUCCCUACAAGAUUUUUGUCCUCGCCGACAAAGACUACUUCUCAUUCCGACCAGACAGGCCUCUGGGCGCCCAGCUCACCGUGACUCUGGACCAGAAUGUGCAGGCCCCUGCACCCAAGGACCUCCAGAUCACCGCUGUCGGGGACCGUUUCCUGCUGACCUGGAGGGUGGCCCCUCCGGGUUCCCAGAGCCACUGGCUGUCAAACCUGGAGUACGAGGUGGUCUACAAGCGGCUUCAGGACUCCUGGGAGGAUGCCCCUACCCUCUACUGCAACUCCUCCCAGGCUGUCCUGGGGCCAGAGCACCUCCUUCCCAGCAGCACCUAUGUGGCCCGAGUGCGCGCCCGCCUGGCCCCCAGCUCAGGGCUCUCGGGGCGGCCCAGUCAGUGGAGCCUGGAGGUUCUCUGGCACUCCCAGACAGGGGACAAGGCCCAGCCCCAGAACCUCCAGUGCUUGUUCGAUGGGGCCGCCGUGCUCAGCUGCUCCUGGGAAGUGUGGUCCGAGGUGGCCAGCUCAGUCUCCUUCACCCUCUUCUACAAGCCCAGCGCCAGUGCAAGGGAGGAGGAGUGCUCCCCGGUGCUGAAGGAACAGCUCCCCGGCCUCUUGGUCCAGCACCGAUGCCGGAUUCCCGUGCCUGACCCCAGGAACCACAGCCAGUACGCCAUCUCUGUUCGGGUGAAGGAGGAGGAGAAGUUCAUAAAGAGCUCAGACCACAUCCAGAUGGCUCCCCCGACCCUCAAUGUGACCAAGAGCAGAGACGGCUACGCCCUGUCCUGGACAACAGAGGAGAUGCUUUACAAACACAUAGGUCACACCUUCCAGAUCCAGUACAAGAAAGACGCAGACUCAUGGAAGGAGAGCAAGACGGAGACCCUCCAGAACUCCCACGUCAUGUCACUGCCACUGCUGGAGCCCUUCACCAGGUACCAGGCGAGAGUGAGGGUCAGGCCCACCCCCAGCGGCUACAACGGGGUCUGGAGCCAGUGGAGUGAGGAGACCUUCUGGGACACGGAGUGGGUCCUGCCCACGUGGGUCCUGGCUCUCAUCCUGGUGUUCACCACGCUGGCCUUGCUCCCUGUCCUGCGCUUCUGUGGCAUCUAUGGGUACAGGCUGAACCGGAAGUGGGAGGAGAAAAUCCCAAACCCCAGCAAGAGCCACCUGUUCCAGAACGGGAGUGCCGGACUCGGGCUCCCAGGCAGCAUGGCGGUACUCACCAUCAGGAGCCCCUUGCACAAGGGGCCGAGAGGCAGCUACUUCCCUGAAAUGGAGGGGGUGUUUCCCGUAGACUGCAGGCACAGCGAAGUGUCACCUCUCACCACAGAGGACCCGAAAGAUGUGCACGGAUCACCAUGUGAGCCUGACACAGCUUCAGCCACUUCGGACCCGUGCACGGAGCGGCCCCCCAGCCCCCAUCCAGGCCUGUCGGCCCCCGCGGGCAGGCCCGAGAGCCGGGUCUCCGGCUUCGACUUCAACGGCCCCUACCUGGGCCUACCCCGCAGCCACUCCCUGCCUGACGUGACGGGCCCCCCGGAGCCCCCACAGAGGGGCGUGAGCCAGAAGCCACAGCCUCCGGGGUCCCUGGAGUACCUGUGUCUGCCCGCGGGAGGGCAGGUGCAGCUGGUUCCACUGGCCCAGGUGAUGGCACAGGGCCGGGCCAAGGAUUUGGAGAGGAACCCCGGCCCGGAGGCCGAAGGGAACCCCUCACCGGAGUCAGGGGCAGGCCUUGCCUCUCCUGUAUACAGGCUGAUGGUGGGCGGUCAGGGCCCAAAGGACAGGGCCCUCACGGCUCUGCCCACUGGCUCUGGGGACCCUGAGGACGGCGUCACGGCCUCUGGCUACGUCACCACCGCAGACCUGGCACUUCCCUGGCCCCCGGGGCUGCCAUCUGCCUCCAAGGUCCACCCCCUGGACCUGCCCUCAGACCGGAACCACGGCCUCAGUCUUGGACCGGCCCGUAGGCUCUGUAGCGUCCCAGCCCCCACGAAGCCAGAAAUCGAGGGCUAUGUGGACAUCCCUCUGACCCCAGGCCAGCCCCCCAAGUCCCCUCUGGGCAGUCCUGCCCCUCCUGCAGCCAGCAGCCCCAUCCUGAGCCCAGGGGAGGCGGCCCCCAGCCCCCCACACCCCGAGGGGCUCCUGGUCCUGCAGCAAGUGGGCGACUACUGCUUCCUGCCUGGCCUGGGACCUGGCCCUCUCUCACCCUCUUCCCCAGGACCCUGUCCUGAGAUCGGGGACCACGACCACAUGUUCCAGGACAAGAAGGCCCUGCGCCCCGCCAUUCCCCAGGUGCCGGCCGUCAGGCAUUUCAAAGCCCUAAAACAGCAGGACUACUUGUCGCUGCCCCCCUGGGAUGUCAGCAGGCCGGGGGAGGUGUGCUGAGCCACCCCAGAUCCCGGGGGGGGGGGGGGG
Messenger RNA from Puma concolor (puma), 2844 nucleotides. The record is from RefSeq and is a predicted model, not a curated record. NCBI's taxonomy places the organism in Eukaryota, Metazoa, Chordata, Mammalia, Carnivora, Felidae.